AGGGACCCAAGAUGGCUGAAUACUCACAGGGGGGUAGUUAGCAAUUAUCCGGGCAAGACGCUGGGAAUGAAUGGCAAAUAGCACUGUAAACCAAAGCCUUAUUUUGAUGGGACAACACUGCUCCGGUUAGGUAAUUUGAAUAUUUUUGGAAUGUGCGAAUACCAGCAAGGAGAGACUGGUCUCUCCGCGGCCCCGAGCCAGAACAUGGCGGAACACUUGGGGUAGAAAUAACGUUAGUAGCUAACGUUAGCUUGUUAGCGUAUUAUCGAACACUAUACUUUACAAAGGCUUGUCCGCUGUAAAGCCAGAGGGGUUGCGGUCCGUCAACUUGAAGCAAUGUUAUCGAUGCAUGGUCCUCGUCUAUCUGCUGUAAUAGAUUUCGUAUUGAAGGUGUUCAGCAAUGGCAGUUAGCGGACUGACUAGCUAACUAUUCCCCUCGCUACGUUUGCUUGCUAACGUAACUGGCUAACACUGCCAGCUAGCGUACAGACUGUACCGAAAGGAAAGACGAGCAGCGAAGUAUACCCGGAGCCAGUGAACACAAACUGCAAGUCUGAAUGUGGCCCGCUAACCUAACAAUUUAGAUGAGGCGAUGUUACGCACCUAAUCUGUCGUUCAACAAGCUAGCCAUCGCCAGCGUCCUCCCCUCUGCGCAAUAUACUAUAUAUUUGAUAAGCUUGCCAGAAUGUUCAGUAAACACAACUCAAUGGCGCGGUGCUCGUAGGCUGCGUGAGAGAGUAAAUAGAAAUUGUAGUUUUAACUACAUAACCUCGAGGAAACUGCUCGGAUAAUCCGCUUUCACAUUUGAACCGCUUCGGGGGGGGGGGCAUACGGGCCCGGUCGACCCCUCAGACCAGAGCUGUGUUGAGGUGUACACAAGUUAUUUUGUGUUGGCGUGACUGCCACUGAAAGUGGUAAAGUGUAGGCUAAGGUCGGGCUGGGUGAACCGACUUGAACCGCCCAUCAGGAUGACAGACACUCGUCGCCGAGUCAAAGUUUAUACCCUCAAUGAGGACAGACAGUGGGACGACCGCGGGACCGGACACGUCUCCUCGGGCUAUGUGGAGAGACUGAAAGGCACAUCUCUGCUGGUACGAGCAGAGAGUGACGGUUCCCUCCUGCUGGAAUCCAAAAUCAACCCAAACACAGCCUACCAGAAACAACAGGACACUUUGAUAGUGUGGUCAGAGGCCGAGAAUUAUGAUCUUGCACUCAGUUUCCAGGAGAAAGCUGGCUGUGAUGAAAUCUGGGAGAAAAUAUGCCAGGUACAAGGGAAGGACCCUUCUGUGGACAUCACCCAGGACGUGGUGGACGAGUCUGAGGAGGAGCGGUUUGACGACAUGUCUUCACCUGGUCUAGAGCUGCCGCCGUGUGAGCUUAACCGCCUGGAAGACUUGGCAGAGUUGGUGGCUUCUUCACUGCCAUCACCACUACGGCGUGAAAAGCUUGCACUGGCCGUGGAAAAUGAGGGCUAUAUCCGCAAGCUUCUGGAGCUGUUCCGUGUGUGUGAGGAUCUGGAGAAUCGCGAGGGACUUCACCACCUUUAUGAAAUUGUCAAAGGUAUUUUUCUGCUUAACCGCACUGCCCUGUUCGAGGUUAUGUUCUCUGAGGAGUGCAUCAUGGACGUCAUUGGCUGCCUGGAGUUUGACCCAUCAUUACCGCAGCCACGGCGCCAUCGGGAGUUUCUUACUAAGACAGCCCGCUUUAAAGAGGUGAUACCCAUCUCGGACCCAGAGCUACGCCAGAAAAUCCACCAGACGUACCGGGUACAGUAUAUCCAGGACAUGGUGCUGCCUACACCUUCAGUGUUUGAGGAGAACAUGCUAUCCACCCUGCACUCCUUCAUCUUCUUCAAUAAGGUGGAGAUUGUUGGCAUGCUUCAGGAUGAUGAGAAGUUUCUGACGGACCUCUUUGCACAGCUCACAGAUGAGGCCACAGAAGAUGACAAAAGACAUGAACUGGUAAACUUCCUGAAGGAAUUCUGUGCGUUCUCACAAACGUUACAACCCCAAAACAGAGACACCUUCUUCAAGACAUUAUCAAACAUGGGCAUUCUACCUGCACUUGAAGUCAUACUGGGAAUGGAUGAUGUGCAAGUACGAGGGGCAGCCACAGAUAUCUUCUCUUAUCUGGUGGAGUACAACCCCUCCAUGGUACGAGAAUUUGUUAUGCAGGAGUCUCAGCAGAAUGACGAUGACAUCCUACUGAUCAACCUGAUCAUAGAGCACAUGAUCUGUGAUACAGACCCAGAGUUGGGUGGGGCGGUGCAGCUAAUGGGCCUACUACGGACUUUGGUGGACCCAGAGAACAUGCUGGCUACUGCUAAUAAAACUGAAAAGACAGAGUUCCUGAGCUUCUUCUACAAGCACUGCAUGCAUGUCCUGUCAGCCCCGCUGUUGGCCAAUACCACAGAAGAAAAACCCAGCAAAGAUGAUUUCCAAACUUCUCAGUUGCUGGCAUUGAUCUUGGAGCUGCUGACAUUCUGUGUGGAGCACCACACCUACCACAUCAAGAACUACAUCAUCAACAAAGACAUUCUCAGGAGGGUAUUGGUGCUUACUGCUUCUCAGCACGCCUUCCUGGCACUAUGCGCCCUGCGCUUCAUGCGGAGGAUCAUUGGUCUGAAGGAUGAGUUUUACAAUCGCUACAUCAUGAGGAACUUCCUGUUUGAGCCAGUAGUCAAGGCCUUCCUCAACAAUGGUUCACGCUACAACCUCAUGAACUCAGCCAUCAUCGAGAUGUUUGAGUAUGUCCGUGUGGAGGAUGUGAAGUCUCUCACUGCUCAUAUAGUAGAGAACUACUGGAAAGCUCUAGAAGAUGUUGACUAUGUCCAGACCUUCAAAGGCUUAAAGCUGCGCUAUGAACAACAGCGAGAGCGGCAAGACAACCCCAAACUAGAUAGCAUGCGGUCCAUCUUGAGGAACCACCGUUUUCGUCGCGAUGCGCGGACGUUGGAGGAUGAGGAGGAGAUGUGGUUUAAUACGGACGAGGACGACCUUGAGGAUGGCGAAGCGGUGGUUCCACCUUCUGACAAAAUGAAGAGUGAGGAUGAUCUCAUGGACCCUAUAAGCAAGUUCAUGGAGAGAAAGAAAAUGAAAGACUCUGAGGAGAAGGAGGUACUGGGGAAGUCGAGCUUGUCAGGCAGACAGAGCCCCAGCUUCAAGCUCUCCUUUUCCGGCUCCACCAAAGCCAGCCUGUCAAGCCCACCUUCCUCGGCCUCCUUGAACCCUGGCUCUCCGGGAUCACCGGGCUCUCCGGGCUCAGGGGCACGAAGCUCGCCCCCCACCACAGCUGUCACAACAAAGGGAGGCUUAAUAGGACUGGUGGACUACCCUGACGAUGAUGAGGAGGAAGAGGAAGAGGACGGAGAGAGCAAAGAAGAUCCCCUGCCUCCUUCUAAGAAGUCCAAACUGAGCUCCUAAAUAAACACCGGUGUCUCAGCCCUUUGUGUUCAUCAGAAUGCUUCGGUGCAUUGACCUUGAAUAGGAAUGAUCAAACUUGUAAAGAAAAUGAAUGAGUCAACGAAUGAACAGGCCGCCUCCUCAUCGGGGGGGGAGGGGGAGGGGCAAACGAGGAGCAGACUGAAUUGUUUCAAAGCCUCCUCAAACUUUUCCAACUUAUACAAGUGCCAAUUUGGAAUGAGGAACCGACUGAAAAGUGAAUGGACAAGAGGGAGAGUUAGGGGGAAAGAUGAUACGGUUAUCAAAAGCAGACAAUUCUAGACUGAUCAGAGAUUGGCAAUUCAGAAAAUGGAGAAGACCACAUAGCGGCACACGUGCGUACACAAACUGAAACUCCAAAGAGCUUGCAGGCUCGGACCAUGACCCACUAACCCUCGACCCCUCAGCCCCCUACCACCCCCUCCACUCAGGGAAGGACAUCGCAGUGGCCCAGAUGGGUCAGCCAAUUCAGAUCCAGAAUUAAAACCUUACCCCCACCACCAGAAUACCCUGUUCCCUCCGUUCCUUUUUCUCCCUAUUUCCCUUCACUGCAUUUUCUUCUCCUCUCUUUCCCUGUAUGUUGUUUUAUGUUUUUUUUUUAAAAGUUAGUUCAUAGGGCCAGACAGGAGACAGCACAGGGCAAAGAGCUGUCGUCGUUGUUGUUUGAUGAUGUCAUCGGUGUUGUCGUUGUCGUCGCUCAGCGGACGUUAUUUCUCUUAAGAGAAAAAAAGCCAGCAGUUCAUUUUUUUCCUCUUUUUGUUCUCUAUUUGACUUCCUUUUAUUCUGUUUUUUAAACGACAACUAAAAAGACCUGCCUUUAAAUGUUCAGGACGUUUUCAUUCGCACUUGAACAGGUUUUUAAAGACCUCAGUAGGUGAGCUAGAUUUACUCUUUUUUGCCCUUUGAAACUGCAGAAUUUUUGGAGAAUUUGUAAUCCCAUCUUGAUUAAAGAUUGAGUGGAAUUCUAGAUGUGAUCAAGUUUGUCAUAUCUUUUUUUUUCUUUUACAUGAGUGUACACUUAGUUGUUCAGAAUAUUUGGGACCAUUAAAAAUGAUUUUUGCUGUAAGAUGUC
Lampris incognitus (smalleye Pacific opah) is the source of this 4512-nucleotide messenger RNA. It is a transcript of the gene ppp4r3a, whose product is annotated as SMEK homolog 1, suppressor of mek1 (Dictyostelium). The record is from RefSeq and is a predicted model, not a curated record. Bases 969 to 3422 code for a protein of 817 amino acids. Lineage: Eukaryota; Metazoa; Chordata; Actinopteri; Lampriformes; Lampridae. Gene Ontology annotation, biological process: DNA damage response; protein dephosphorylation. Gene Ontology annotation, molecular function: protein phosphatase activator activity. Gene Ontology annotation, cellular component: nucleoplasm; protein phosphatase 4 complex. The transcript is spliced from 15 exons.